AUGUGUCUCCCUUCCCUUACCUUGCCUCCUGUACCCUUCCGGCCAGGUGAGGCCCAGCGGCCAGGAACCUGGAACUGGCAGGCGGAGCCUGAGCAGUGGGCCAGGUCGGUUCGCCAGCAGUUGGAUGCCCAGCUCCUCGUGGUCUCGAAGACGUGGGUAGACUCAUCUCCCAAAGAGGCACCACACGAUGCCCUGGAGUCCCAGCACCAGGAGAGGCGGCAGAGGCAGUUCCUGCAGGCGCUGACGCAGUCACUGCCCGGCCUGCGGCGCCUGGUCUCUGAGCUCCGCACUCUGUUCUCAGCUGUGCUCCAGGACGGCAGCCUUGAGGCCUGGCACUACCUGCACGCAGUGCUCUGCCUGCUGCCUCCAUACCAAGCGCUGCUCGUGGGCCACCUGGAUCUGCUGCCCUUCCUGGAGCAGCUGUACCGCUGGGCACCCUGGGUCCAAACCCAGCUCCAGCUGGACCUGCUCGAUGCCAUAGACCAGGCCUUUCCCCAAGACACCUCUUUGUUAGAGAGUGCCUCUCAUGCUGACUGCUGCCUUCAGAAGCAGAGGUUCCGUCAUGGGCCUCCCAUCCCAGCAUGCCCUUUUGUGCGGGCCAGGAGGAGUGGGCAGCAAGGAGAGGAAAAGUUAGCCACGUGGCUGCGGCCACUGACUCUGCCUGAGCUGCAGCACAGCCUGGGCAUUGUGGGUGCCGAGGUGGCUGUGAAUGAGGCACCGUGGCGAGAUGGCCUUGGCCUCCUGUCCUUGGCACUGGCAGCAGACAUCCCGGUACAGUAUGAAAGCGGGGGCACCGACGACGCGGAGGAGGAGUCUGUUGGAAGAAAAAAGACUAAGUCUCAGCUUGACUCUGAAGUUUCUGAAAAGAUCUUCAAAAAGAGCAGCACUAGUGACCUCCCUCCGACUUCCCGCCUGAGUAGCCAGGCGAUGGCCAUUCUGAAGACAGAGAGAUACCUGAAGAAGAUCCACUUCGUCUACCUCAAUGUGGCUCCUAGCCGGUACUUUAGGCCCUACAGCCUGGUGGUGGUGCCGCCAAACAAGGUGAACCCUGAGCACUACAUCUUCUCGCCCUUUGGGGUCCUGCAUGUGCAUCCUAAGGAGGCCACCGAGACAAUGACGCUGGGUACCUGGCACCGCCACUUCGUCCUCUGGCAACACCUCCAGCUCAUUCCGUUCUUCAAGUAUUGCCUCUUACGCAAGGCCUGGGCCUGCUGGAGGAAGACCGUGAAGUUUCAGAGGCUGCACCGGUGCCGGAAUUUCCUGGGGAGGCAUCUACUCUUUGCCGUGCCCCACUUUGGAGUGGCGCUGCUCCAUAUCAGCAGGCUUCUGCAGGAGCUGCACUCUGUGUCCUGGCUCCCCCAGGAGCCGGACCGGUGCUACGAGCUGCUGGACCUGCAGCGGGCUCUAACCCAGGAGAACCACAAGGCCCUGGAGCUGCUUUCUCGCUGUCUGCAACUCUGCAAGUCCAUCCUGGACAUGGUUCAGGAGGAUACAUAUCAAAUGCAGCAGGGCCUGCAGGAGCGAGUGAAGAACUGCCAGAGGGUCGGAACAGACCAAGGCUCCGUGUACCUGCGGAAGGUGCAGUGCCAGCAGCUGGAGCAGAAGCUGAAGCGCGUGGAGACCUGGCUGCUGCAGCUGGGACAACUGGCCCGCCUGGUGCACUACAUGAUUUGCCAGAGCCUCGUGUCCAUCAUCGAGGAGAAGAUAACCUCUUUUGUGGCCAACAUCCUGAAAGCCCCGAGGCAGAAUCCCUUUCUCUCAGCCCAGCUGGUCUUUGACAGGCGUGGCCAGCUGUCUCAUGAGCCCUGUAUUGAAGACAUAGUCCAGAUUCUAACUGGGGGCCUACAGUAUGUCAAGGUUUCUGCUCUGAAGGUAAUAAAGUCUGCAGACCUGAAGACCUCUGGGGAUUCCCUGAAUUCUGAAGAAAAAGGUGAAGAAGAGGGCUCGAACACGGAAAUGCUGAUGCCCAAGUCCCAGGGUGAUGUUGUGCAGAUCUUCUGUGGCCCGAAUGUAGGAUUGGUGUGGCCCUGGAAUUCUCACACCAUCACCCAAGCGCUGGAGGUCCGUGGAUACCGGCUGCGGAGCCAGUGCUUGCCCCCCAAUUACAAGCAGCUGCAAGAGGACCUAAAUAACAACCCUCGAAUCCAGCAGGCGCUGGCUAUACAACAGGCCCUGCUGGUGGACAUGCUGUGGGAGGUGCAGGAGUUCUGCCGGGACCAUCACUGGAUGACGGGCAUGUAUAAGUUUCUGCAAGCCUGGGGGCCCCAGAAGCUGGAGUCUAUGAGAGGUUGUCCUAUCAGCAACUACCAGACGCUGGUGAGCCACCUGGACGGUUGGCAGGCCGGCGUCUCCCAGAUGCCUAUCGAGUUGAUCACAAAAGGCAAGUUGCUGCUGCUGAGCUGCCGUGAUAUACAGGCCAACCUGGAAUCCAAGCUGGGGAGCAUCAGGAAGGAAAUUCUUAAGCAUGUCCAGGGCGAGAGCUGGAGCCGCAGCCAGCAACUGAUGAAGGAGCUCACAGAUUUCAUCGAAGCCUUCCAAAUCAUCAACUCCGACAUUCACACCAUUGCCCGGUGCUCCCAGAAGUUGAACAAGGCCCAUGAGCAGUACAGCGAGCUGGAGGAACGGAUGGAAUACAUACGGGCCCUCCACGAGCUCAUCCGCAACCACUUCAGUCUCUUCAGUGCGGACACCGAGGCGCUGGACAUCUCGGUGAGAAGGCAACUCCGGGAGCCACCCCUACCUCCCGGCCCUCCUCCCUCACCAGCACGUGGACCUGACUGCCCUCUGCCUGCCCCCCAGCUCCUGGAUCUGUGGGAGGCAUUUCAGUUUGAGAGAAGCCAGGCCUCCGAGUUCCUGCUCAGCAAGCGACAUGUCAUUGUGCCCAAGCUGCAGCAGCUGAUGGCGGCGGCGCUGGCCGAGCUGGACGGCCUGAUCAGGAAGGCCCUGUCCAGCCCCUACCUGGACCCUGCACAGGAGCCGAAGAGCAUGGAGAACCAGCUCAUCGCCCUGGGGCAACAGUUCCAGAAUACCACCAGCUACCUCAGCGAACUGCACCACGCCUACAUCACCUUCACUGGGGAUGAGAGUCCCGUGCCCUUGCCAAUCUGUGGGAUCCAUCCUAUCCUGCAUCAGCAGAGCAUCUGGCACCUGUACCGAGUCAUCUCUGAAAACAUCAGUGAUUGGAAGUGCAUGGCUUUUGCCAAGUUCAGCCUGCCUAUGGCCCAGGAGAAGAUAGAGGGCUGGCUGACAGAGGUGGCCCGGUUGAAUGCCACCAUGGGCCUGCACAACCCAGUCCUGCAGUACUGCAUCCACAUUCUGGAGGAGUUCCACAUCUACCUGCCCUUGCUCACCAAGCUGAGCAGCCUCCAGCUGCAUGGCCUCAACUUCCAAGUCCUCCUUCGAGCCUUAGGGCUGGGCAGUCUCAACGUAGAACUCCUAACACUGGGACAGCUGCUCACUUGUCCACUGCUGGACUUUGCAGAUCAAAUCAAUCAGAUCUGGCGGAACGAAAAUGAGCACAUUCAGGCCCAAGAGGCCCUUCAGCAGCUGCGGAAGGUCUGGGAAGCGCGCAAGCUGCGCCUGCUCAACUUCAUCCUGCACGUGCCCUGCAAGCCCUCCGCCUUGGGGCGCUCCAAGAAGCAAAUGCUCCGCAGGGACGUAAUGGCCCAGGAUAGUGGCACCUUCAUCCUUUCAGAUUACAGCAGCCUGCAGGAUUCCAUCCAGGAGAGUCUUCAGGUGUUGCUCAAGAUCCUGGCCAUCCAGAAGUCGGGGGACUUACACAAAAGAGCUUUAGAGUGGAUGACCAUCUUGCAUGACCUGAGUGACAUACUGGCGGUGUGGGUGACUUUCCAGCAGAAGUGGAUUUUUCUGAAUAAAAUUCUGCAUGAGAUGAAGAUCCAGUUUCCCAGUUCUGAUCUGAACUCCCGUUUCAAGGCCGUAGAUGAUCAGUACCGGACCCUGAUGCAGACCUCUGUGGCUGACCCCCUGGUUCUGUCACUCGUGGUGCCCGGUGCUCAGCGGAACUCUUCCUUCCAAGGCCAGAAGCUGCAACAGAUGCUGCAAGCAGGCUCGGUGGAGCUGGAGGGCAUCAUUACGGCUCUGAAGAGCGUACUCUAUGAGUUCUGUGUUCAUUUCCCCCGCCUUUUCUUCCUCAGUGACAGUGAGCUGGUGGACCUGCUGGUCGCCCGACUGGAGCCCGAUGAGGCCCAGAUAUGGGUACGACGCUGUUUUCCUCACGUGCUGGGUGUGAGCUUCCAGGCCAGCCUGAUUGGUGAGCACACGGAUGGCCCGGAGUCGAAGCCAAGCCUACAGACUCAGGUGGAGGGCUUUGCGGUGCUCGGCGCCGGUGGGGAGAAGGUGAAGCUGCAGCCGCCCCUCCUUCUGCAUUCGGAUCUCCCCAGGUGGCUGACCUCCCUGGAGAAGGGUCUGCGUGUGGCACUGGUGCACAGGCUGCAGGGCUGUGUGGCUGCCCGUCUGCAGCGCAGUGUGGCUCUGACUCCAUCCCUAGACAAGGAACUGCCCCAACGAAGCCAGUUGUCCUCACAACUGUAUGCCCACAACUGGCUGGAUUUAGUCAAGGCCUUUCCAUGGCAGUGUGUGCUGGUGGCAGAGGAGGUGGUAUGGCGGGCCGAGAUGGAGGAGGCUCUGCUUGAGGGGCAGACCCUGACCAUGGUGCGCAAACAUGUGUGCCAGCUGGAGGUACUGGUGCAUUUUGUACGGACCCAGAAGGCCUACCAGGUUGGGCAGUCCCUGCCCUCUGUCCGCGAGACCAGCCUGCUCAGUGCCCUAGUGGCCAUGGCCGUGACCCACCGGGAUAUAGCACAGCUGCUGAAGGAGCACAAGGUCAGUGAUCUGACAGACUUCCACUGGGCCCGCCAACUCAAGUACCACCUGGGUUCAUCUCACAUCAUCUCCCAAAGCCCCUUACAGAGUCUCAAGACCAUUGCAUCUACGGACACCUCUCUGUCACCAGCUGCAUGCUGGAUAGAUGUGCUGGGCCGGUCCUUCCUGUACAAUUAUGAGUACCUGGGUCCCAGGCUGGGGUCUCUGCCCAGCUUGCUGCCUGAGUGGCCAACCCUGGCACUAUUAUUGGCCCUGGAGGAGGUGGCCUGUGGGACCCUACUGGGCCCUGAUGGCAUGGGCAAGGCAGCCAUGGUGAAGAGCCUGGCACAGGCCCUGGGGCGCCAGCUGGUGAUAAUGCCCUGCUUGCCUCAGAUAGAAGCCCCAAGUCUGAGCAACUACCUGAACGGCGCCCUGCAGGGUGGCGCCUGGCUGCUGCUGGAGGCCGCUCAGCAUCUGCCGCUCGGCUUGCUCUCUGCCCUGGGCCAGCGCCUGGCUGAGCUGCACAGACUCUAUGCCCCGCUGUACCGGCAGGUUUCCCGAAGCACCAGUACCAUCGACCCAACCCACCCCCAGCUCCUCGGCAGGGGUUUCUUUGAGAGACACCACGUGGACAUGCGCCUUGGCUACGGCUGUCUCCUAACGCUGCGUUCCCUGAGCCCUGCUGUGCCUGCCAACCUGCGCCUGCUGCUGCGUCCUGUGGCACUGACACUGCCCAACCUGCAGCAACUGGCAGAGCUGACUCUGCUGGGAGCAGGGAUGCGGGAGGCCUCCCUCCUGGCUACCCGCCUAUCCAAAUUCUUCUCCCUAGAGCGUGAGCUGGUGUCUGGGCCCCUGCCCUGCCGCUUGCCACUGUUCAAGCGGGUCCUCGCAGACACGAUACAGGCUCUGUAUGUGGCCACGGAGGACCCCACAUCCCAGCUGUCCCUCAGCCUUGCUGCCGCCCAGGAGAGGGCCCUACUGCGUGCCCUGCUAUGCUCACCUCUGUUUAGCAUCCUCAACGGGGCCCGCCUUCACCACCUCCGAGAGCUGCUCUGUGGGAUCUUCCCCAGGGCCAGGCAAGUGCUGGCGGAGCCUGUGGCCCACAGGCUGAGGAAGCCUCUGCUGGUGGAGGAAUUGCAGCAGGCGGGCCUGCAUCCCAACACUGAUAUUUUGGGUUCCCUGGAGCAGCUGAGCCAGGCCCUGGGCCACACCUCGGGCAUUUUGCUCCUGGGCCCUGCGGGCAGCGGCAAGACCACUUGUUGGCACAGCCUAUUUACCAUCCAGAAUCGGCUGGCGGCCAUGGAGGACACCUCAACACAGGGCCAUCUGCCUGUGGAAAUUACACACCUGUAUCCCAGCGUCCUCAGCCCCGAGGAGUUCCUGGGAUGGCAAGAGGGCCCCUGCUGGCACCAAGGCAUCCUCCCCAGGCUGCUUCGUGCAACCAGUCAGUGCAAGGCUGUGGAUCCAAAGAGCAAGGCCCAGGGAUCGGUGGGGACCCAGCACUGGAUCAUAUGUGAUGGGGUCUCCAGUGCUGCUUGGCUGGACUCUGUCACUUGCCUCCUGCGUGAGCCCCCCCAGCUUAUCCUCCCCUGUGGUCAGCAGAUAGAACGAUGUGGUGGGCCGCUGUGCCCUAGUCUGGAGUACUGCCUGCAACCCCACACGGUCACCGAACUCAACCACCUGGCUGAAGUGCUGGUGCCUGCAACGUUCCAAUUCCUCACCCGCCACGGUGCCAGCUCCGUGCUGCAGGCACAUGGGCAGAGGGCUGUUUGCCCAGGUGUGGCUGAAAUCACCAGCCUGGCUCGCCUCUUGCGUUGCCUGCUUGACCUCCACCUACGCAUAGAUGAGGAGACACAUGUCCCAGAAGACCUCAGUCAUAGGGACUCUGGAACCCCGAGCUUCAAGUCCCCAAAAAGCAGCUCUCCUACCCGGUCCCGGGCUGACAGCAGUGAUGUGCUUAAUAAGCGCAGGGAGCACUUGCUGGUUGUCAACAGCUUUCUCUUUGCCUUGAUCUGGGGCUUUGGAGCCCAUCUUCCCUCCAGGCUCUGGCCCGCCUUUGAUGCCUUCCUGAGGGAUUCUACUAGUUACCUCCCCAACUGUCCUGAGCCAUCGCCCUCGGCCUCGGUGUUUGAUCUUCAUUUAUGCCCGGAAGAUGGGACUCUGGUCCCCUUCACUGGGCAAUACGUGGGCAGCCGCAUCAAGGGAUCUCUGGGCACCUUCAGUCCUUCUCCCCAGACUGAACGACUCUUGUAUGUGGUGGACCUGCUUCUGACGGAGGGGCACCCAGUGCUGCUGGCUGGAGAGGCAGCAACAGGGAAGUCAGCCUUUGUGGAGGUGCUAGUGGAACCACAUCACCCUUACAUCUACACCCCCAUCCACCCUGCCUUCAGUACCAGCCACCUUCGCCUUCUGCUGAGCCAAGGGGUCCAGGGCCAAGCACAGGCCAGCCCAAGGUCUGGGCAGCCCCUGAAUUCUAAAGGCUCACUUCUCUUCCUGCUGGAGGAUCUGCACCUGGCUGCUUCUGACCCAGAGAAGAGCUGUCAGCCAGUGUUGGAGACUCUACGCCAGGCCAUGAAUGGCACUGUGUGUGCCCACAGCACCUUGGAACUGCAGACACUACAGCCUAUAGUCAACUUCCUUGCCACAGCUACAGUGCCAGGCUUCUGUGAGUGCCCACUGUGCCCCCGCCUCUUUCGACUGUUCACAGUGCUGGCCCUGGCUGACAUGACCCAGGCAAUACUGCUCAGCAGGCACACACCAAUCAUCCAGGGCUGGCUUGAACGCUUUCCCUGUGUGGAGCGGGAGGGUGUUCUAGCAAGAGCCCUGAUCUGUGCCUCCAUGCAGGCCUGGGAGAUUGUGGGCAGCUGUUUUUUGCCUUCACCCCUCCACCCACAUUACCACUUCUCCCUGCACUCUGUGAGCCAACUACUGGGAAGCCUUCAGCUGCUGUCAACCAGAACGGGCUCCCGAGGUUUUCUGGACUAUCCCAACCACCAGGAGCACUUGCGCCGGGUGUCAGGCUUGCGUGGCACCCGCCUGAUGACUAUGAUGGCCAUGCGCAACAUGGUGCGCCUUUGGCUGCAUGAGGCACAGAGAACCUUCUGUGACCGGCUGGACAGCCCUAGGGAACGUGACUACUGUGCCAAGCUGCUCCUAGAAGUAGCUCAGCGUGUCUUCUGCUGUGGGCCAGCACCCCAAAGCCUGGACAAGGGCUAUAAGGAGAAGGAGGAGUUGGAAGAGGAGGAGAGGGUGCCUGAAGUGGAGUCUGAAGGGGAGUUGGCCCAAUGGGAGGACUUAAGCGAUAGCGGCAGUGAUACAGAAGAAGAAGACACUUAUGACCUUUGGGUCACCACGGGCCCACCCUCCAGAGAUUCAGGUCAUACAUCAUCCAUAGCCCCAGUAGAGAGGGGAAGCACAGAGAACAUAAGUCAAAAGAUAAAUCAGGAGGAAGGCACAAGGGCCUCCAGUUAUAAACUUCAAAUAAAGAGAUCCAAGAAUUCGUGGCAGAAGACAUCCCAGUCGGACCUGGACUCACCCCUAUUGCUACCAGUGCUACUACUCUGUCCCCAGGAAAAGCCCUCAGACCUAAUCUUUAGUCAGGAGCUGAUACUGGGUUCCAAUUCUGAGAGCCCCAACAUGUACCUGGAACGGCAGUGGGAGAACCUGGAGGAGCAGCUGGCCACAUCAGCUGCUCAGCUAAAGCUGAGUCCCCACCUUGCCCGGUGCCACUCGAUGGCCCAGCAUGUGGCCCGCCUGGUCCGGGUGCUGGCCAGGCCCCGGCAGCAUGGCCUUCUCCUCUCAGGGGCUCUGGGCACUGGGCGCUGUACUGCCAUCAUUCUGGCAGCUAACAUUUGUCAGGCCCGUAUCUUCUAUCUGCCAUGUCAGCCAGAGAAGGCCAUUCUCCAGUGUCUAUGGGAUGCCAGCUGGCAUGCUGGCAUAUUAGGUCAGCCAGUGGCCCUCCUGGUGCCCAACAAUGUGGAUCUGACCACUCUUCAUCGUCUGCUGGCCUUGGCAAGCUCAGGCAGUUUCCCUGACCAGUACACAGAGGCACAUCUGGAAAACAUUGAAGAACAUCUCAGAGAUGUCAAGCAGACCAACAAGAAAGAAAUGCUUUUGCAGAGGUUCUACCAACAAGUGUGCAGCCACCUGCACAUGUUCAUCCUGAUUGGAGAUGACCAGGCACACAAACAACUGCCCUCUACCCUUUUCCGGAGACUCCUCCAACUGGCCAUCAGCAGCAUUGACCACUAUGAACCCUGGGACCAAGACUCCCUGAUCAGUGUGGCUCAGCACCAUCUGGACAGUGCUCAGAAUCUACCGCUUGGUGAUGAUACCUUGAAGUACCCAGACCUCCAGGCCUCAAUUCCCAGUGUGGCCAAAGCCAUGGCUUUCAUCCACCUUUCGGCUGCCAGCUACCAUGGGCACCUGUGCCCUGAAUUGCCACUCGUCACCCCCAAGACCUUCUUAGACUUCCUGGAGACCUUCAUGCUGCUGCAACAACAGAUGAUCCUACAGAUGAAGAACAAAGCUCAGCGGUUCAACAAUGCCCUGGGGAAUCUGACAACAAUAUUUGAACAACACAAUAUCCACAUCCACCAGGUCUCCAUCUUGAAACAGGAGAUGAGAGACUCCUACAAGAAACUCAGCAUAUUGCGUCAGCAACUAGAGCACAGCAAGAUCCUACACAAGCGGCAACUAGCGGAGUGUCGGCAGCAGGAGUCCCUCAUUAGGAACCUGACCAAGCAGUGGGAUGCCCUGCGGGCUCAGCAUGAGGCUUUCCUGGAGCAGAUGGGCAAGGCAUUUCUUGGGCCCCUGAGCCAGCUGAAGGUGACUGAUUUCGAGGAGUUACGAAGCUAUCGAGCACCGCCAGAAUCUGUGGUCCAGGUGACCAAUGCACUGUGUGACCUGUUCCACCGUGAAAGAGGCUGGGCCAGUGCCAAGCAGCUGUUAAGCACUGAAGAUUUUUAUCAGGAGCUGGUGUUCUUCCCCAAGGAGAAGAUGACGGACUCGGAGAUAAUAAACUUAAGCAUCGCCCUAAAGGCUCCAGGUAUGAGUGACGCAGCUUUGCGGGCAGUAAGCACACCUGCAGCCAGCCUGGCAGCCUGGCUCUGGGCUGUUCUGCGCCACAGGCUGGCACAACACCGAGGCCUGCCCACGGGCCUGCUGCUGCGGCAGGUAGAGGCGACACUGGCUCGGGAGCAGGCCCAGCUGGCCCACUACCAGUUCCAGUCUCAGGAGAUCCUGGAGCACAAUUUGGCCCUGACUACGCAGCUGGAAGGUAUCCAGGCUUCCCACAGCCAUCUGGUAGAGAGUCUCAAUUGGAGUCAGUCUGACCAGUAUCACACGUGGCCCAUAAAGGCUGCAUUGCUCGAGCCCAUGCAUUCCUGGACUGCAGAGCUCCAGAAGUUGAAGAGGCAGUGCAUGACUGUGUAUGGCGAUGCCCUCCUGUGUUCAGCUGCCAUCGUUUACCUGGGUCCCUUCCCACCAUUAAGGCGCCAGGAGCUACUGGCAAAGUGGCUGGCUGUGUGUAAGGGCUUUCAGGAGACUCUGGGCCCAGAUGACGUGGCACAGGCCCUGAAGCAGAAUCAGAAAUCUGUCAUCACACCACCAAAAACGCCCCUGCUCUCCACGUGCUCUCCCUUUAGCCUUCUGUCCUUACUGAGCUCUGAAUCCGAACAGUUCCAGUGGGACCGAGACCUGAAGCCCCGGGCAAAGUCAGCUCGCCUGGCAGGCUUGCUUCUGCGAAGUUACACCCACUACUUCAGUUGCCGUUGGCCUCUGGUGCUUGACCCCAGCAAGCAGGCCCUCAACUGGCUGAACCCACUGCCUCUGGAGCAUACUAGAUACAUGGCCCCAGUUCCCACCAAGGGCAGAGGUAAAGCCACAGAUAAUAAUCAUAAAAAAGAGGAUAAAGAGGAUGAAGAGGAGGAAGAUAACAAUAAUGAAAAGAGACCCAAGACUGAAGAGCAGAAGGCAGAGGAAAAGGGAAAGGAGGAGGUGGUAGACAAUUAAGAGAAGCAAGAGCAAGAGAACAAGGAGGAUGAGACAGAGAGUCAGGAGUCAAGGCCAGCCUCUGAGACCCAAUCUCCAUCCUUUGCCUACUUCAGGGUACUCUCAGGCUCUGACCCAGACCUGGGUCCUCAGCUCCUUGAGGCAGCUGCCAAGGGCAUGCCUGUGCUACUGACCAACGUGGAGCUGGGACUAAGGUGCCAAGAACUGCCAUUUCUACUGCAGCGGGAGCAGCUGAGCCCACCCCAGGUGCAGCCUGGCUUCUGUCUCUAUCUGAGUACCACCCAACCCCUUGGUGCCUUGAAAAAAGUGCUAGAUUGUGAACUGCUGAAAGUGCUGAAUGUGCUGGAUCUGGGUCUGAACAUGGACAUCCUAGAAGAACAGAUGCUGCAUGAAAUCCUGUGCACGGAGUGUCCCAAGUUCGAGAGCCGCUGGCAGAAACUCCAGAUGAGAUGCUUGAAUACCCUUGAAGCUGUGGAGGCUACUGAGGAGCGGCUCCUGAUGAGGCUGCUGUCCAAGAACCCAACUAAGCAGAAGCUAGCCAAGUUCCUGCGGGACAUGGUAAGGAACCAGGCAGAACUAUGCCAGCUGCAUGCCUACCGUGAGGAGCUGGAAGACCUGAGGCUGCAGGAGAUGGUACAGUGGGUACCCUAUCAGCAUGUGGCCCGGCAUGGGAUAGCCAUCAUCAGGGCCCUUAGCCCACUGCAAGACCUGCUGCCACCUUUCCGUAUGAGCCCAGAGAACUGGCUGGCAGCCACCAAGCGGGCUCUGAACAGCAUGAGGCAGUGUGAGAAUCAUCCAGGGAAGGAUUUACCCAGCCAUCUGCUACAGCUGAAGACACAGCUGACCCGCCAGCUGCUGGGCAGCACCGUGGCUGCACUGGGCCUGGCCCACAUGCCCUUGGUAGGUGCCUUGGGUGCCUUGGCUCUGCUGUGCGAGGUCAGGAAGGCACCACAUCUGGAGAGGCUGGCACUCUGGCCUGGACUGGAAGCCUCUCCCAGCACAGGCUCUAGCAAGCCAGUCCCAGGUGUGGCUCGACCAGCCUGGCUAGGGCAGAGAGCCUGGCACGAAUGUGGAAUGUUAGAGCUGCUGCCCCCAUUUGCUGGGCUGCGUGUAUCCCUGGCAGGCCACUCCAGUGUUUGGCAGUCUUACCUGUCCCUGUCAUCCACAGUGCUGGGGCCUACACCUGGGUCUGGGCCCAAUCUACUCAGCCUGCUCCAGAAGCUGAUCCUGUGGCGCGUGCUGAGACCUGAGUGCCUCGCAGGCGCCCUGGCAGACUUCACCACCAGCCUCCUGGGCCGGCCCCUGGAUGAGAACCUGAGUCCCUCCACCAUACUCUUUGAACAAAGUCAGGCUACUCGGCCCCUGCUGGUCCUGUUGCCACCACCUGGUCACCCCACAGCCACCGUGCAUCCCCUGGCUGUCAUCCAGAAACUGGCUGCCCAGCAUGAGCAGGGGCAGAAGCAUCUGGAGGUGAUAGCCCUGGGCUCUGAGGCCUGGAACCCGGUCUCCGCUGUGGUCAGCACUCUAGGCCGGGCUAUGUACAAAGGGCACUGGCUGGUGCUGGAGAACUGUCACCUGAUGCCUCACUGGCCAAAAGAGCUGCUGCAACCCCUGCUGGGACUGCUGGAUGGAACCCACGUAUUCUCAGACCUGGAGCUAGAACUGCUUUUAGCACCAUCUGCAAGCAGGAGUAUGGUCCACAAAGACUUCCGUCUUUGGCUUAUUGUGUCUGCAGAGUCUAUUGCUUCCUUACCAGCUGUGCUGACUCAGCACUGCAUGCCUGUUUUCUGGGAGCAGUCCCUGGAGCUGGGCCAUGUCUUGCUCGACAAUGUGGAGCUAGCCCAGCAAGAACUCGAUGUGCAACCCCUUGCCAGGAAGCUGCCUCUGCUCCUCUUACAUGGCCUCCUGCUACACCGGCAGCUCUAUGGAAUGAAGCUGCAGGCACACAGGGGCCACUGGAAUCAAGUGACCCUGACCCAGGUCCUUCAGAUGCAAGACCAGCUGUGGGCCAGCCUUAGCAAUCCCCAAGCUGCCAUGGAGGAGUUGGCUGCUUCGGUUUUCUAUGGGGGUCCUCUGGGAGACAACAAGGACAGGGAGGCCCUGAUUAGCCUCAUACAUGCCUGCCUGAGACCCAGCAGAGGGAGUUGGGACCAACCACACACACCCCAGUAUCUGCUGGCCACUCUGAUACCCAGCCCAGAUCUAGAGGAGCUGGAUGCUAUGUCAGAAUGCAAGGCCCAGAUGCACCAACUGCCCACACCACCUGAACCCAGGACCUGUGGACUGAGUGCUGGACCCCAGUCCUGGCUGUUGCGACGCCAGAGUCGCGCUCUCCUGCGUGCUCUGCAACAGUGUUCGCUCACUUGGGUGCCCGCACCGGAUGGCUCCAGACACACCGAAAGGCAAAGGCAAAGGCGGCUGCGGCAGCGCCUGGUUCUAGCCAAGCAGACACUGGAGUCGCUGCAGGCUCUGCUGACCCAGACCACUUGCCAAGACGAGUCUGGUACCUCUGGUGCCGGGUGGUUGGAGAUGGGAUAUGAUGCGGGGAGGGCUGUGGAGGGCUUCCUUCAGAUGGAGGUAUGGGAACUGAGCCAGCUGGUGAGCACACUGCAGGGGGACCUCAACUGCCUGUUACAACAGCUGGAAGGCGCACCCCCAUGCGUCUCCCAACGCUGUGUAGCGGUGGCCCAUGCUCUGUGGAGUGGCCGCCUACCCCUACCUUGGAGACGCCAUGCGCCUGCCUGGCUGCAGCCGCCCUGGCAUUGGCUGCGACAGCUGUCACGCCGUGGGCAGCUGCUGGUUCGCUACCUGGGCGCGGGCACUGCAGCACCAAAGCGCAUCUUUCACCUAUCAGCCUUUCGCCAUCCGCACCGCCUGCUGCUGUCGCUGCGCUGGGAGGCUGCCUUUGCUACGGUCCCCAUUGACCACCAUGUGCCUAGCUUGAAUGCGCCUGGUGGCCAAGGCCUCAGCUCUAGGCAUCUUCAUAAACAUCAGGAGCUGAACAGCAACCCUUUGCACCUUCAGGUGGUGAGCAGCCCAAAGCCCACGGUUCCAGAGACAGGAGCGGUGCUGCUGAUUGGGCUACAGCUCUGGAAUGCCCAAUGGGAUCCGCUAGCAGGAGCCUUGAAGGAUGGUCCCACCAGCCAGCCCAGUCCUCUGCCUCCAGUCAGCGUCAGCACCCAGGCCCGGGACACCAAUGACCUGCCACCCACGGCCGGCCUGGCUGUAUAUUCCUGUCCUGUGUACAUGGAAGGGCCGCUGGGCACUGCUAGGCUGCACAGCAAGAAUAUCCUGAUGUACCUGCCCCUGCCCACAAAGCUCAGCCCUGCCAUCUGUGUUCAAAGGAGAGUCCAUGUGUGCAGCCCACCCUUGUCCUAAGCCCUCAACCAAAAUAAAGUUGGAGUUAUUCAGCGAAAGUUCUGAGAUUUAUAAGGAAUGUCCGUGUGGACACACUGAGGGUGUGACACACUGAAGGCAAAGCAGUGUGCACAACAGAGGAGAGAUGUGUUCACAAGAAGGUAGAAGAAAGAGGUUGUGUGCCUGGCAACAGAAAGGGUAGAUGGGGACUAUGAAGAAAGAAGAAAGGGGCCUGGAUUGGUCAUGCCUACGCAGAUCUUGGGAUGGCUAACACGCAGGAUCCCGAGUCCUUCCCCAGCUCUCUACUGUGGUCUCAGCACUUGUGCUAAAUCCACAAAGGGUAUUUUUAAAGGGAUAACAUUAGAACUCAACAUGAUUUAUUACGGCACUGAGUGGUAUUAUUGGGACAGACCUAAUCCUGCCCUGCCAUUCAUCGCUUCCUCUGCAAUGGAUUCUCUGAGUGAGCCAUACACCCAAAAAACAAGCAAAAUAAGAUACAAGGUCCUAUAUCUGUUCAACAAUUAUUUGUUGAGUGCCCCUUUGAACAGGUGCUCUUCCAGGCACUAAUGACGUUGUUCUAAUAGAGACAGACAAUAACAGGCCAACAUAGGCCGGCCCAUGUGGCUCAGUGGUUGAACAUCAACCCAGGCACUAAGAGGUCACCAGUUUGA
Molecule: messenger RNA, 14861 nt
Organism: Myotis davidii
Lineage: Eukaryota; Metazoa; Chordata; Mammalia; Chiroptera; Vespertilionidae
Gene: DNHD1
Product: dynein heavy chain domain 1
Exons: 43
Biological process (GO): microtubule-based movement
Cellular component (GO): dynein complex
Molecular function (GO): ATP binding; minus-end-directed microtubule motor activity; dynein intermediate chain binding
Source: RefSeq, a predicted model, not a curated record